Messenger RNA from Trichomycterus rosablanca, 2511 nucleotides. Its product is annotated as transmembrane protease serine 9-like. NCBI's taxonomy places the organism in Eukaryota, Metazoa, Chordata, Actinopteri, Siluriformes, Trichomycteridae. Gene Ontology annotation, molecular function: serine-type endopeptidase activity. Gene Ontology annotation, biological process: proteolysis. The record is from RefSeq and is a predicted model, not a curated record.
AUGUUGAGAUCUAAGUUUUUAGUCUUGAUCCUGAUCUUAUGUGUAAAAAAUAAUUUAUUUCUUUCAGUAUGUGGCCGAGCACCUUUAAACACCCGUGUUGUGGGUGGCAUUGAUGCCACUGCAGGGGCAUGGCCAUGGCAGGUUAGCUUACAAAGCACUGUUUAUGGUGGCCACUUCUGUGGAUGAUCCCUCAUCACCAAGCAAUGGGUUAUGACAGCAGCCCACUGUGUCUCCAGCAACGUUCCUGGCCUGGUUGUUUACUUGGGGAAACAGACAUUGCAGGGCACCAAUUCCUUUCAGGUCUCCAGAGGGGUUUCUAAGGUGUACAGUCACCCCAACUACAACAGAUAUACCAGUGACAACGACAUUGCCCUGCUGUAUUUAAGCUCCCCUGUUACCUUCACAGACUACAUAAGACCUGUGUGCCUGCCUACUCAGGACAGCAGUUUCCCUGGUGGCACCAUGUGCUGGAUCACAGGCUGGGGCAAGAUUCAAUCUGGGGUGUAUCUACCCUCUCCCGGGGUGUUGCAGGAGGCAGAAGUGCCUGUUGUAGAUAGAACUUUGUGUAAUAGUCUCCUGGGAUCUGGAUCAGUUACCCCAAACAUGAUCUGUGCUGCCUAUCUGCAAGGAGGCACGGACACCUGCCAGGGUGACUCUGGAGGUCCAAUGGUGAGCAAGCAGAAUUCAGUCUGGAUUCAGGCUGGUAUCACUAGCUGGGGUAUAGGCUGUGCUGAGCCCAACCUACCCGGAGUGUAUACUCUAGUGUCCCAGUACCAGAGCUGGAUUUCUGGUGUCAUCAAACGCAACCUACCUGGCUUUGUCAAAUAUAUUAUGGUGAGACUAAAGUUUCUGGUUUUGAUCCUGAUCUUUUGUGUAAAAGGUAAGAGAACUAUGAACUAUAAAUUUGUAUGUGGCUGAGCACCUUUAAACACCCGCAUUGUGGGUGGCACUAAUGCCACUGCAGGGUCAUGGCCAUGGCAGGUUAGCUUACAAAGAACUGUUUAUGGUGGCCACUUCUGUGGAGGAUCCCUCAUCACCAAGCAAUGGGUUAUGACAGCAGCCCACUGUGACUCCAGAAAUGUUCCUGGUCUGGUUGUUUACUUGGGGAAACAGACAUUGCAGGGCACAAAUUCUUUUCAGGUCUCCAGAGGGGUUUCUAAGGUGUAUCGCCACCCUGACUACAACAAAUUUACCAAUGACAACGACAUUGUCCUGCUGCGUUUAAGCUCCCCUGUUACCUUCACAGACUAAAGACCUGUGUGCCUGCCUACUCAGGACAGCAGUUUCCCUGGUGGCACCAUGUGCUGGAUCACAGGCUGGGGAAACAUUCAAUCUGGGGUGUAUCUACCCUCUCCCGGGGUGCUGCAGGAGGCAGAAGUGCCUGUUGUAGAUAGAACUUUGUGUAAUAGUCUCCUGGGAUCUGGAUCAGUUACCCCAAACAUGAUCUGUGCUGGCUAUCUGCAAGGAGGCAAUGACACCUGCCUGGGUGACUCUGGAGGUCCAAUGGUGAGCAAGCAGAAUUCAGUCUGGAUUCAGGCUGGUAUCACUAGCUGGGGUAUAGGCUGUGCUGAGCCCGACCUACCCGGAGUGUAUACACUGGUGUCCCAGUACCAGAGCUGGAUAACUGAUGUCAUUAAACGUGACCAGCCUGGCUUUGUCAAAUAUAUUAUGUUGAGUUCAAAGUUUUUGGUCCUGAUCCUGAUCCUGUGUGUAAAAGGAUCUCUGUCACAGCUGGAUGUAUGUGGCCGAGCACCUUUAAACACCCGCAUUGUGGGUGGCACCGAUGCCACUGCAGGGUCAUGGCCAUGGCAGGUUAGCUUACAAAGCACUGUUUAUGGUGGCCACUUCUGUGGAGGAUCCCUCAUCAAUAAGGAAUGGGUUAUGACAGCAGCCCACUGUGUCUCAAAAAAUGUUCCUGGCCUGGUUGUUUACUUGGGGAAACAGACAUUGCAGGGCACAAAUUCUUUUCAGGUCUCCAGAGGGGUUUCUAAGGUGUAUCGCCACCCCAACUACAACAGAUUUACCAAUGACAACGACAUUGUCCUGCUGCGUUUAAGCUCCCCUGUUACCUUCACAGACUACAUAAGACCUGUGUGCCUGCCUACUCAGGACAGCAGUUUCCCAGGUGGCACCAUGUGCUGGAUCACAGGCUGGGGAAACAUUCAAUCUGGGGUGUAUCUUCCCUCUCCCGGGGUGCUGCAGGAGGCAGAAGUGCCUGUUGUAGAUGAAACUUUGUGUAAUAGUCUCCUGGGAUCUGGAUCAAUUACCCCAAACAUGAUCUGUGCUGCCUAUCUCCAAGGAGGCACAGACACCUGCCAGGGUGACUCUGGAGGUCCAAUGGUGAGCAAGCAGAAUUCAGUCUGGAUUCAGGCUGGUAUCACUAGCUGGGGUAUAGGCUGUGCUGAGCCCAACCUACCCGGGGUGUAUACUCUGGUGUCCCAGUACCAGAGCUGGAUAACCACUGUCAUUAAACGUGACCAGCCUGGCUUUGUCAAAUAUACACCAACCUAA